GCCUCUGAGGCUAGAUAUAAAGCGCAAAUUGACCGCAAGGUCCGACAGAGUUAAAAGUGUCGACUUACAUCCGUCAGAACCGUGGAUGUUAUGUUCGCUGUACCAAGGAAAUGUCAACAUCUGGAAUCAUGAAACACAGACACUGGUAAAAACAUUUGAAGUAUGUGAUCUUCCCGUAAGAACUUCAAAAUUUGUGCCCAGAAAAAAUUGGGUUGUAACAGGAUCAGAUGAUAUGCAAGUGAGGGUAUUUAACUACAAUACUUUGGAGCGAGUUCAUUCUUUUGAAGCACACAGUGAUUAUGUCAGAUGUAUUGCGGUCCAUCCAACUCAGCCUUUCAUUCUUACCAGUAGUGAUGACAUGUUAAUAAAAUUAUGGAAUUGGGAGAAGGCAUGGCGAGGACAGCAGGUUUUUGAAGGGCACACUCACUAUGUAAUGCAGAUAGUAUUCAAUCCUAAAGACAAUAACACAUUCGCAAGUGCUUCACUUGACAGAACUGUCAAAGUUUGGCAACUCGGAUCGUCGACUGCGAACUUUACCCUUGAAGGUCACGAGAAAGGAGUAAACUGCGUUGAUUAUUAUCACGGGGGUGACAAGCCAUACUUAAUAUCCGGUGCUGAUGACCGAUAUGUAAAAAUAUGGGAUUAUCAGAACAAAACAUGUGUUCAAACGUUAGAAGGACACACUCAGAACAUAUCUGCAGUCUGUUUCCACCCCGAGCUGCCGAUUGUCUUAACUGGAUCCGAGGAUGGCACGGUGAGAAUCUGGCAUGCAGGUACCUACAGGCUGGAGUCUUCUCUCAACUAUGGCUUCGAGAGAGUCUGGACUAUCUCCAGCAUGCGUGGCUCGAACAACGUGGCCAUCGGUUACGACGAAGGAAGUGUUAUGAUAAAAGUUGGUAGAGAAGAGCCAGCUGUCUCCAUGGACUCGAUGGGAGGAAAAAUUGUUUGGGCAAGACACAGCGAGAUCCAGCAAGUUAAUCUCAAGGCCAUGGGAGAAGAAGUUCAAGACGGAGAACGUCUGCCGUUGGCUGUUAAAGAUAUGGGUGCUUGCGAAAUUUAUCCUCAGACUAUUCAGCAUAAUCCCAAUGGUCGGUUCCUGGUUGUUUGUGGAGAUGGCGAGUAUAUUAUCUACACCUCAAUGGCGCUGAGAAAUAAGGCCUUUGGUCAAGCUUUGGAGUUUGUUUGGGCCGCUGAUUCCAGUCAGUAUGCUGUACGUGAAAGUUCGUCGGUUGUCAAAGUAUUCAAAAAUUUCAAGGAAAAGAAAGCUUUGAAACCCGACUUUGGUGUUGACGGAAUAUUCGGUGGUUUUCUUUUGGGAGUUUCAUCAGUCUCAGGGCUUUCAUUCUUCGACUGGGAAAAUCUCAGACUGAUAAGACGUAUUGACAUUCAACCAACACACGUCUACUGGGCUGAGAACGCAUCACUAAUAGCCCUCGCGACUACUGACCAGUACUUUAUCCUAAAGUACCACAGCGAGGCGGUGCUAAAUGCAGACGAGACCGCAGAAGAUAUUGAAGAUGCUUUUGAAAUGGUCGCGGAAAUGAAUGAAGUUGUCAAGACUGGUUGCUGGAUAGGAGACUGCUUCAUCUACACCAACAGCGUGAAUCGUAUAAAUUACUUCGUAGGUGGUGAAGUCGUCACUAUUUCUCAUCUGGACCGUCCAAUGUACCUCCUGGGCUACGUUCCCAAGGACAAUCGUCUCUACUUGUGUGACAAAGAGCUGGGAAUCGUUUCUUACUCGCUAUUACUUUCAGUACUGGAGUACCAGACCGCGGUGAUGCGAAAAGACUUCGAGACAGCUGACCGUGUACUGCCGACAGUACCUAAAGAACACCGUACUCGGGUCGCUCACUUCUUGGAGAAGCAAGGCUUCAAGAGACAAGCUCUUGAAGUCUCAACAGACCCCGAGCACAGAUUUGAGCUCGCUCUCUCCCUAGGUGACCUUGAAACAGCUCACACUCUCGCCAAAGAAGCCAGCAGCCAGCAAAAAUGGCAGCAGUUGGCUUCUCUUGCCACUCAGCAAGGAAAACUUAGACUUGCGCAAGAAUGCCUACACCACGCACAAGACUUUGGUGGGUUACUUUUACUGGCCACUAGCACUGGCAACGGAAGCAUGAUUGAAAAACUUGGACAAGCAGCUGAUGAAAGUGGGAAGAAUAAUAUAUCAUUUUUAUCAAACUUCUUGUUGGGUAAAGUUGACGAGUGUUUGGAAAUUUUAAUAAAAACUGAUCGGAUUCCCGAAGCCGCUUUCUUUGCACGAGCUUAUGCGCCAAGUAAAAUUUCUUAUGUCGUAAAAUUGUGGAAGGAAAAACUUUCUGCAGUCAGUGAAAAAGCUGGACAAAGUUUGGCUGAUCCAGAACAGUAUGAGAAUUUAUUCCCGGGUUACAGAGAAGCGCUCAAGUUAAAUAUUGAGCGAAAACCCGCUGAAGAAAUGUUAGCCGCUGGACAUGGUACUCACGAUGACGAACAAGCGGAUGAUGACAACAAAAAGGAUGAUUAUUUGGCCAACAGAUUGCAAGGGCUUGAUUUAGAUCAAGCUGCCGCUCAAAUGAAGCCGUUAGUGCCUGAAAAAGUAACGAAUCCCAAAAGUACUUCGAGACCAUUGACGGUAGAGGAUGAUGAGGAUUUGGAUUUGGAUCUCGAGCUUGAUGAAAACAUCGACACCACUGUCCAUUAA
Cotesia congregata is the source of this 2677-nucleotide messenger RNA. Lineage: Eukaryota; Metazoa; Arthropoda; Insecta; Hymenoptera; Braconidae. The record is from the annotation of a GenBank genome assembly.